Parnassius apollo (apollo) is the source of this 384-nucleotide messenger RNA. The record is from the annotation of a GenBank genome assembly. NCBI's taxonomy places the organism in Eukaryota, Metazoa, Arthropoda, Insecta, Lepidoptera, Papilionidae.
AUGACUCCAAGAGAACGGCGUGCUAAGCAACGUGAAUGGCGAGAACGUAAAGCUAGGAGUAGACAGAAUAAAAAACGCAAUGAGCGACUAAUACAAAAUUUGCAAGAGAAUACAUCCAUUGCUGAUGACCAAAACGUAGCGAGUCCUUAUUUUCAAGAAAAUGUAUCUUCCCUUUCUCAACCUAUGUCUCCUGCUUCUUCGAUUUCCAGAAGGUCGUUUCUUAGUCCUGGAUCGUCGUUCUCCAGAGAAGAAUGUCACACACCUUCUCAUAGCUCCAACUCAAGUAGACAAAAAGUAGCUGGUCUUCGAUAUGUCCGAAAACGACGUGAAGAGUCCAAUCUCAAAAUAAAAAUGCAGGCAACUGUAAUCAAAUCAAUAGAAUAG